AUGUCAUUAGGUGAAGUCGCAGAAGUGUGUUAUAAUAUAACGAGUUCAUUCCUUCGACUUCAAUUAAAUGCAACAGAGAUAACCAAAGAAACACAAAGGGCAGUGUUAAGAACGCGUCAUUAUUUCUUAAACGAUAUUUUUCCCUAUUGGAAUCCAUUAAACAAUGAGAUUUCAUUUGCAUACAAUGGUGGUAAAGAUUGCCAAGUAUUAUUAUUAUUAUAUUUAAGUGCUUUGUGGGAAUAUUAUAUGAUUCAAAUAUGCACGUCACAAUAUGAGCCAAAAUUCCAUAGUUUUCCGUUAAAAAAAUUGCCAACGGUUUUCAUUAAUUCAAAUGAGACCUUCCCUGCCUUGGAAUCAUUUAUAACAAUGACAACGCAAAGAUAUCAUUUAUCGUUGUAUGAGGAUAAACAAUUCAGUGGUUGCAGUAAUGAUAUGGCGACAGAGUUUCAAAAAUACCUGGAUUUGAAUCCUAUGACAAAAGCGAUUAUUAUUGGGGUAAGACACAGUGAUCCACAUGGAGAUAUGUUGAAAACUGUACAGAUGACGGAUUCCAAUUGGCCACAGUUUAUUAGAUUACAGCCGCUAUUAGAAUGGGAUCUAGCUAAUAUAUGGAGUUUCUUACUGUACUCAGGUGAACCUAUAUGUCCAUUAUAUAGGUAUGGGUAUACUUCAUUAGGAGGGAUUAACAAUACCAUACCAAAUCCAUACCUGAAAAAACAAAGUAAUAGUAAUCAAAAUUAUGAUAAAGAUUUGAAUGAUACCAUUAACAAUUUCCCCUUCCAAUAUGAGUUAAAUAAUUCAAUAAGAACUUCAACUCAAUCCAAUUCAAAAAGAUGGGAGACUGAUGAUGCUGAUUUAAUAGCAUUAAAUGACAAAUAUUUACCUGGCUGGUACUUAAUUGAUGAUUCUAAGGAAAGAGCGGGAAGAAUAAAAAUUCAUAAAAACAAAGGAUAA
Messenger RNA from Arxiozyma heterogenica, 954 nucleotides. RefSeq names its product FMN adenylyltransferase (gene FAD1). Gene Ontology annotation, molecular function: FMN adenylyltransferase activity. The record is from RefSeq and is a predicted model, not a curated record. NCBI's taxonomy places the organism in Eukaryota, Fungi, Ascomycota, Saccharomycetes, Saccharomycetales, Saccharomycetaceae. The transcript has a single exon. Bases 1 to 954 code for a protein of 317 amino acids. Gene Ontology annotation, biological process: FAD biosynthetic process.